Molecule: messenger RNA, 651 nt
Organism: Photinus pyralis (common eastern firefly)
Lineage: Eukaryota; Metazoa; Arthropoda; Insecta; Coleoptera; Lampyridae
Exons: 3
Coding region: 43-609 (188 amino acids)
Source: RefSeq, a predicted model, not a curated record
CUCAUAUUGAUUCAGUAUUGAAAAAUCUGCAGUAGUAAAAAAAUGAUUUUAACCGCGAUACUAACCCUCUUUCUAAUAAAAGAUGGAAUUGCCUAUAAAGAUUGUGAUGGACAUGACAGAUUUCCUGAUUAUUACUGGAGAGAAUACAAAGGCAUGCUCCCAGUAGAUGCUCUACCUGGAGGUUACGAUACUAAAGGCCAAACUACAUAUAUAGGCCAAAUGCAUGACCCCAAAUAUGGAUUACUUCCUGCCGUUGUCUAUGCGGAUACCAAGACCCUGUCAACUAUGGCAGAUGGUCAAACCCGCAGCCUAAAUAAGAAUGCAAAGAUUCUUUGCACUGGUGUUCCAUCCAUGUUUAAAUGGAUACCUACAGACGUUUCUGCAAUUCACCAAUUAGCUGGCUAUCAUCUUGUCGUUGCGGGUACCGAAUUAGACCAAAUGUUAUACGUAGGAAGAACAAAAUUGGACGAUGGAGAACUGCGAGUUGGUAAAGUUUUUGAAUAUCACGACGCCUGGAAAGGCCUAAAUUUGGUAGUCGAUGGAAAGGGGACUAUAAAAACUAAAUUUGAAAUAUUAGUGUAUGAUUUUCAAGACUGUGCUAAUUUAUAAGCUAUAAUGAAAAAAAUAGAAAGAAUUUUACUAUGGCACGUU